Blumeria graminis f. sp. triticale is the source of this 1203-nucleotide messenger RNA. Lineage: Eukaryota; Fungi; Ascomycota; Leotiomycetes; Helotiales; Erysiphaceae. The record is from the annotation of a GenBank genome assembly.
AUGGUACAGUCCUGUUCAGUUAGGCACAGGAGAAGAGACUCGAAAGUUUAUUCAACGAGGGAAAUGAAGGGACUCCCGCUAUUGCACUUGGUCUUAACAAGUCUUCUAGUCUACGCAAUUAGCGCAAAUGUUGUCGAAUCCGAUUUUAUUUGUGAGCAGGAGAUUAUCCCCAAAGACAGUAUCAAUACUGCAAUUUAUCACGCCUGUUCAGCUCUCAGCACUCCAUUAGGUAAGACUAAAUAUCCUGUUGCGUUCGAUGCCUCAACUUUAUUCUUUAUUCACGACGCAAUCUUAUUCUCCUGGCCUGUCUCAAUGGAGGGAGAAUCAUACACAAGAGGUCGUACUGGAAGGUUUCGCUCGCUCAUAGACUCAAGCUGUAAAUUCUACGGAAUAAUUCUUACCAUCAAAAAUAGACCCGAUACGCGAUGCUAUCAACCGGUAAAAGCAGUGCGCUUAUAUGAUUUAUCACUCAGUUCUGGCCCAAGAAAUCCAUCUAUCUUCCGGGGCUACAGAUGUCAGAAUAAAGUUUUUGAAUUAUCUUUUGUGGAUCAAACCUUAAGAAAUUUUCAUAAUCUCUAUACGAAGUGGAAAUCUAAUAAUAUCAAUAUUCUUCUAAAUAGUCACACAACUGUCGAUGAAUUAUUUAAAACACACGUUUACCUACUGCCAAGUGAAGUGUCCCAUUUUCAGAAUCGUUAUAUAGAAAAUCCACACAAACCCUACUUUAUCGUGGUAAAUUAUAAUUUUGAAAAAUUAGGCAUGGUCUCCAAGGAUUUGAAUAGCUGGGCAAAAUGUGACGAACUUUAUGAAAACGAACUAGAACUACGCCAGUCUCCAAACACAAUCAAGAAUUCCAUUGGUGAAUUUAUAUUCCCAGUUGAAAGUGAUUAUAAAUGUGGAUUCACCGAGUUUACGCGAAAGUCGAUCAAUAGUCACAUGCAGCUAGCUUGUAAUUUGAUUGCACGUCAAGACCAUUCUCCCUCGACCGACUUGGAUAGCAUCUUUGGUCAAUCGUUCACAAUGUCAGAGGUGGGAAUGUUCCCUGUUUUGAAGCUGCCCCUGAAAUUACCAGAAAGUGAAGUAAAUCGUACGGCUAAAAAAAGACCGAUCAGAGCCUUCAUAGUGUUUGAUAAAAUAUGUAAUUUCCAUGGAGUUUUCUGGUUCCAACAAAAUAUUAUCAAAAAAUGCAUGAAGUUAACAUGA